Messenger RNA from Didymodactylos carnosus, 825 nucleotides. The record is from the annotation of a GenBank genome assembly. NCBI's taxonomy places the organism in Eukaryota, Metazoa, Rotifera, Eurotatoria, Philodinida, Philodinidae.
AUGACUAAAUACUCCAACGACAGCGAUGAUAUAAUCUAUGAUUAUUAUCCGUAUUCAAUAGGUGAGAAAGAUAAUUGCUUAUCAGUGUUGCCAUAUGGUAUUAUUAUUUUAAAUUAUUCUCAUGAUAGUUUAAAAACAUUUUUAACGAAAUCGAUAUGGUCUAGAGCCAUUAUUCGUGGAUGUGCCGAUGGUGGCUCAAAUGUGUUAAGAGAAUUUUCUGAAAAAUAUUUUGAUCAUCAACUGUUGACAGAUCCAUUUAUGCCCGAUUAUAUUAGUGGAGAUAUGGAUUCUAUAAGUGAAAAGACAAAAAUAUAUUAUAGUUCGGGGAAUGUUAAAUUUAUCGAAACAAUAAAUCAAAGUGAGACGGAUUUCACAAAAUGUGUACGUACUAUGUUACAACAAUGCGAACGGUUAGAUGUUAUCUAUGUCUUUUCAUCAUUGUGUGGCCGUUUUGAUCAUGCAAUGGGCAAUAUUCACACAUUGUAUCUAAUAAACAGUUUGAAUUUAAAUCCAAAGCUUCGAUUGUACUUGGUUACCGACCAAGAUAUCACAUUUCUGCUGAAAUCUGGACAUAAUCGUAUACAUACUAAAUCGCAAUUACGAGGACGUGAAUGUUCAUUAUUACCCUUCGCUUAUCCGACAAGGGUGCGAACAGAUGGUUUAAAAUGGAAUUUAAAUAAUGAUACCGAAUUGAAUUUUUCUACGUUGGUUAGUACAUCGAACACAUAUGAUGAACGUAAUACCAAAGAUUAUGUUGAGAUUUACUGUGAAAAACCAGUUAUUUAUUCAAUGACGUAUAAGAUAAAUAAACAAUCUGCUAGUUGA